GUUAGUAUUCACAGAACGAAUAAAUGGGGACAUGUAGAUCUAUAAUUUGAGUUAAAACCAGUAAAUACUCCUCCUUUUAUUUUUUUGUUUCAUUUUGUGUUUAUCAUUCUUUUAAUUGAUAUGAUUAGGAGUCGGAAAAUCUAGGCUAGAAUAUUUUUAAUAUUACAGUCUUUUUACAGAUCAACUGGAUGUAGGCUAAAUUUGGACAGUAGAAGUAGAAAAGACAGAGGAAAAAAGGAGUAGGCCUACGCAUGCCAUGGACAGGAUAAAAGUGAUAAGCGGCAAAGUUGCCAGGGGGGCUUUUCUGGCAGUCGGUGUACCAUAUGGCAUAGCCAUUAUUACAAACAUUGCAUUGGGAUGGCCUUGCAGUCAACAAGGGGAGGAUAAGUAUAAAAGAGCACUGAACCCAUCCAGAGUCCUCAAAGUCAGCUAUGCCUUAGCAGAACAGUUCACUCUAGUGAGAUUCCUCCCUCUGAAUAUCAAGUGGAGUUUGUUGUAUAGAGCUGGAAACAAAGUUGUGAAGGAUGUCAAGUAUGGGGUGAAUGGCAACACUUUGGAUGUUUGGACGCCAUAUUCCUCCAGCAAUACGUACCCCGAGCCCACCCGACCAGUCGUGGUCUUUGUUUAUGGAGGAGCUUGGGGGUCAGGGGACAAGGCCAUGUAUGGGUUGUUGGCUCAAGAAAUAAUGGAUAAUCUUGGGGCUCUUGUGGUGAUACCAAACUACAGCAUUUAUCCAAAGGGUGAUGUGAAGGAGAUGAUUUGUGAUGUCCAUGACACCGUUGCUUAUAUAAAAUCACCCAGCUUCCAUGAGACAUUUCAUGAUGUCGAUCAGAAUAAGAUUAUUCUCUUUGGACAUUCUGCCGGAGCCCAUCUUUGUGCCCAAUCAGUGAUAGAGCUGUCUGAGGGGAUCCUGGAAAGGAGUGGAUCGGAUCGGCCAGCAGAUGGAAUCAAAGUUGAAGAGAGGGACGGGAUGACAGAAGCAGACACUUCAAAGUUGUUGGACAGUUCUGCGUUUUCGCCCAGUGAGCUGCUCUCGUCGAUCAGAGGAGUGGUUGGUGUGGGCGGAGUCUACCACAUCAUGGAUCACUACCACCAUGAAUCCUGGCGAGGGGUGGAGGAUCUCUCCCCCAUGUGGAGAGCCAUGAACGGUCUGGAGAACUUUGAUCAUUUCUCCCCGACGGAGAGGGUUUUAAAGAUGUCACAGCAACAGAUAGAAAGAUUGCCUCCCAUCUACCUCAUCCACGGCACCGAUGACAAGGUCGUCCCUUUGUCCUCGACCGAGAAGUUUUCCACAACACUCACCGAGCGGGAGGCGGACGUGACAGUCCGACUAAUAGGGGAAGGGGGUCAUGCGGAACUUAUCAUGGAUUUGAUGGAGCGUGGGAGGAAGUUUUAUGAUGUAAUGAUGAACCUCAUCACAUUGGAGUUUGCUGAUAAGGUUUUUAAAUAAUGCAAAUAAAUGACUGCAAGGGCAUGUUUUUUUUAAAGCAUCACAGCUCAAGCUGGAUGCCAUCUUUAUGGAAAGCCAAGCUGGACAAUAAUUGUGUGUAGAAGAGACACAAUUAUGAUUAUCCGCUUUUUUAUAUAGCGCUUAAUACAUCAGAACGACGUGUCUAAGCGCUUUACAGAUAUAUGAUUACCCAGUCACCAGAUUCAAUCAGUCAUUCCCGCGCACAAUGUGUGCACAUCCUCCACUCCCUGGGUAGUCGUCCAGUCGGUCGCCGGUGAGGCGCACACAGGACUGGACAAGCUACAAUGAAUUUCACAUCCUACCGGGUAUCCAUUUAGCACCUGGGUCGAGAGUGGCAAAGUGUGGAUUAACGCCUUGCCAAAGGACGCCAGACCGCGGUGGAAUUCGAACACACGACCCUCUGUUUACAAAGCGAGAGUCAGAACCACUACACCACAGCUCCUCCACAAUUGUGCUGUACACAUGCAAAUCCUAUGCAUCUGCAUUUUGUCCAGUCAGCGUAUUGUCUAGCUUGGUUUUCGAUAGAGGUGGCAUCAAGCUAGAGUUAUUACACUUUCAUUAUACAAGCCCGAGGAGUAUUCUAGAAGUGUGUGAACUGAUUUGCCUUUGCAACUAUUACAAGAUGUUUAUUUGAUGGAUAUGAAAUAACAAAUGAUGAAUUUGUGGCAGGUGAUCAGUGAUCAACAGUAUUCAGAAAUAAUUCAAAGGUUUGUGAUCUAUUACACAGUGAGUGUAUUGAAAAAUCAGUGGCCAAGUCCACCGUAAAAACAAGUUGAUAAUUGGAGGAAAAUUAUGCAAAAUAUUUCUAUUUGUUUUCCCAAUGAUGUUCAACAUGGUUGAACUCCUUGAUCAUAUGGAACUGCCUUUAUGAUUUUAUCAAGGUCUUCCUUAGUUAAAGAUUUAUAUCAUUAAAAAAAAGGAAAUAGUGAACACUUGACCAGGGAGCCGUUUCAUAAAGCUGUUCAUAAACAUGAUUAGUGAACCUUUCUUGUACUCAACAAGAUAGAUACCCAAAAGUUUUCCUUUUCAACAUAAUAGAGCGCAUUACCUAUAAUCCUAAUCAAAUUUUGAAACAUUGAAUUUCACAUUUAGAUGUAUAAUUUCAAUCUAAAAAGAUUGGAUUUCAAUUCAACCUUAAAUGAUAGAAAUUGAAAUAAUUGAGAAUCCGGUCUAGCACAAGAAAGGGUCACCAGUCUUACACAAAGUUAUUCAUAACUUACAAACAGCUUUAUGAAAUUCCAUCCUGGGGGUCCGUAACACAAAGCUUAGCAAUCAUUGUAGCACUUUUUUUUAACGAUUGAUUGCAUGGACUACAAUGUUUAAUCGAUCUUGAAAAUCAAGCGUAUGAUUAAUUGCUAACCUUUGUGUUACGGGACCCAGAUGUGGCAAGAUUCCUGCUGUGAGGGAAUGUUGAUGAUCAGAAGAACUUGUUCAACCAAAUUUUUUGUGUAUUUUUAUAGAUAUGAUUUUCAUUAACGUGUGCAAUUAAAAGACACUUUUUUGUUAUCCAGUCAGUGCAAUUAGAUCUAUGCACAAUGGAACUUGAUUGAUAUGUGUAGAUUACAUGUAUUAUCUUUAUUGGGCAUUUAAGCAGUGUGCAAUACAUAUUUUAGUCCAGGGCCCCGUUUCGUAAAGACUUGUCAUAAUAACAAAUGCAAGAUUUUUAUAACAAAUUUACUUUCAGCCAAUCAGAUUGAAUGAUUCCAGUGGCUUAUAACUGUUAUUGUAUUAUGAAACGGACCCCAGGGCUCCGUAACACAAAGAUUAGCGAUCAAUCGCUAAAUGAAUUGACCAAUCAAGAUCAACAUUUCAUGCACAUUUGUCGCAUAAUAUUGACCAGGAACCAAUCAGAAGUGUUCUCUCAUAUUUGUUAAUCUUUGUGUUACGGACCCCAGAUGUGUGAUUUGCCUGUACAUGUACACACUCUUUUGCAUGAUGCACCAAAAUCUGACAAAUGUGAACUAAAGUUGCUAUAAAAUAUCAGUAUGACAUGGUCUAUUGAAAAAAGAAGAUUAUAUUGGGUGACUUUUCUUCAUGAGAUACCAGGAACAUUUUCACUUUAUAAGGGCCGAUAUUGCACUCCUCCCCGAUUUGUGCAAUAUUUCUAAACUUGUGGAAUAUUUAUGGUAUCCCAUCCUGACUUCUAAGCUAUCCAAUAUAAUAAAGUAUUUGUUAGAUGUAUUGAUGAAAUUAGUUGAUACAUGAAAGAGAAUAACUCCUCAAUAAGUACGGGUAUAUUCACAUAUGAGACAUUUAUUUCUUGCAUUUUAUUGUUGCAAGUCAGCUGCCAGAUAUUGCAUUAUUUUGAAGUUUGAUGCAAUUUUCAGUACAGGAAGUAUGUAUAUGGAGAGAGAAACUGGUAAGAUAGUAUUACUUCAUUAGCUCUUACAAUCAAAUUACUGGGAAUCAGAAUUAUCCAUGACCUGUUGCAAAAUAAUUUUUUUUUUUGCAAUAAAACACAACUUUAUUGGCAAGUCAAAAUCAAUCGAAAGUGCUCGGCAUUUGGGAUUUUUUAAAUUUGCAUAAACCUUUAUUUAGUCUCCCGGGCCCCCAUUAACCCUUUCCAUGCGUACUUCGCACGUAUGCACACUUGGUGCCGUGCGAACUUCGCAUUUCACGCUCAAGUAAACAAUGCAUUGUUUCCCUCCCUGAAAAGAAUUCAGCACAGAGGGGUUCGUGGCCCAGCGCACAAAGAGUUAAGGAUCUCGGCUGUCAACAAAAAUUUGGCACUUGUGUUUUCAUUGGGAUAUAUAUAGAACUGCACAGUUCAUAUUUCUGGGAAAAUUAUAUGAUUUCAUUGGUUAUGCUUUUCUUCAUGCAUGAAAUCAAAAUAUUUGCUCUAAGUCAAUAAAAGUAAACAUAUUUGGUUUAGAGAAUAUGGUUUUCAUAGCAAAUCUCCAAAAGAAUUAAGAUUAUACUUUUUUUAAUGGUAUUAAAAAUUAUAGCACGAAGACUAAAUGGGUAAUAGACAAAAUUACAUUAGAUCAAGAGAUGAUUCAACAUAAAAUGAUGGUUAAGAUUUCUACUCCUUAUGUGAAAUAGCAUUUUUCUCAAAUCUUUACUGUACUUAUGAAAAAAAUGUCUACUGUUAUUGCAAUCUUUUAUCAAAUAAUUGUGGAGCCAAAGCUCAUUCCACUUAAGAAAUAUGUUUAUAUUGUAUUUUAUGAUGAUAUUGCCUUCAUUCAGGUUAUAAUUUAUUGAUUGUCAAUCAAAUUGAUGUUUUGAUAAAUAAAUAUAUAAAUUCAAUCAUGUU
Messenger RNA from Lytechinus pictus (painted urchin), 4724 nucleotides. RefSeq lists its product as uncharacterized. The record is from RefSeq and is a predicted model, not a curated record. Lineage: Eukaryota; Metazoa; Echinodermata; Echinoidea; Temnopleuroida; Toxopneustidae. The coding region runs from base 257 to 1450 and encodes 397 amino acids. Gene Ontology annotation, molecular function: lipase activity. The transcript is spliced from 6 exons.